UAAGUUGCGCCAAAACAGCCCCCUCAGCUCUUAUCGCAAAAGCUACGUACGCCGCCUUUCAACUCUGAUAUUUCCAUCGUUUCCGUUUCUAGAGAGCUUCAGUGGCAAAAAAACACAGCCAGUCUCCAGCUACGUCGUCACGUCGCCAUGUCGCUGGCAAAGAGGAACAAUGGUUGUCUCGAGUGCCGCACGCGCCGAGUGCGCUGCGAUAAGACAGAGCCCGAAUGCUUCAAGUGCUGCAAAAAGGGGAUAAAAUGCUCUGGCCAAGGCAUCGAGUGUCGGUUCAGCUCCCACAUGAAGAAUGGCAACUCGCCGCGCAUCUCACAGGCUGCAAAUCGUGCUGCCGGUAAUGCUGCCAAAGCUGCUCCCCGAGCACCAAAUCGUUACCGAUGGGUCACUGUAACCAGCAAGCAGUCAGGAUCCUCUCCAGAUGCUACGAAACUGUCUUCUCACCGCGGUUCCACCUCUCCACCAAAAGUGUCAAAUGCGCAGCCAAUAGUUGGGCCUGUUCCCCCAGAUAAACCUCCAUCUGAUACGGAUUCUCCAGAUGGAAGUUUAGAUGACGACGUGGAAGAGCUUGGACCGAGAGACAUGCAACUUGCUCACCCGCAACGCCCCAUUCAAGCCGUCUCUCCCCAGGCCAGAUUGUUCUUCAACCAUUUCUCGGAAUUCAUCGCGCCGAAAAUGGUGGUGUUUGAUUUCAAGGGCAACGGUUAUCGCGACAUCCUGCUUCCUCUCGCUUGUGAAGAUGAACUAGUCGGACAGGCCAUCUCCGUUAUCGCUGCCUUUCAUCUAUCACAAAGGGCACCGCAUAUGCGAAUGGCGGCCGAGGUAGGCCAGCAUGCGAUUUUAUCGAAGCUCUUUCGCGAUUCGCUCCAAUUAGAACCAAGAAGGCUGUUUAGUCUAUCAACCUGGGCGACCAUCCUUGUGUUGCUAGUGGGGGAAACAAUCACAGGUGCCAACAAUUAUAUACAUCUGCUAGAGAUUCUCUCAAACUUGGCACAAUCAUCCGAUGCCGUGCAGUCUUUGUCGGUAACUACAAGGGGGUUCAUCAGGGAACAAACACGGAUGUUCGAAUUGUUCGGCUUUCCGUUAUCUAGUGAAACCAAAGGACUGCAAACCUUGUCGAAACAGCCCGACUACUACUUAGACUUCAUGUCUUCGUAUCCAUCGCUCAGCAAAGAUCCACAGCAGUAUGCGAAUGUCGCUGUAAUGAAAGAGGCUAUCCGGCAAGCCUGCGAUCUAUAUCGUAAUCGUGCUCUGCAUCUCAUAUCAAAAGAAGAGUCCAUUCGAUCUGUAGAGCGGCUUCGAGAGACAGUUCUCGAUCUUGAACCAAGCGUCGAUGGUUGUCACGCUCUAGUCUGGACGUAUUUUGUCGCUGCCGCGGAAAGUACCUUACCAGAGCACCGAGCCUUCUUUUCUCAACGACUGCAAAGUCUCUACAGCUGCACGGAGUUUGGCACUAUUCCCAUCGCAGUCCAAAGCCUCGAACACAUAUGGGCAAACUCAGAUUCUCAAAGAUGGACCGAAGUCGUCACACGUCAACGCCCAAUCCUAAUCAUGUAAAAGCUGAUGACGCUGUGAAUGAAUUUAUUCUUCGCUUGUCUAUCAUACAGUUUCAUCUCUUUUUUUUCUCUUUCUUUCUUUUUUUCUUUUGUGUCUUUGAGAUAUCCCUUAAGACCAGCUUCUCACAGCUUGGCUCGGCCGGCGAAAUCGGCUCGCACAGUAAUAGCAGCGCGGGUUCCCUCUUCGAUGGCGCCGUCGAUGAAGCUACGCCAUCCCAAGGCCCAGUCAGAG
Messenger RNA from Trichoderma harzianum CBS 226.95, 1797 nucleotides. RefSeq lists its product as hypothetical. Gene Ontology annotation, cellular component: nucleus. The coding region runs from base 148 to 1566 and encodes 472 amino acids. The transcript has 4 exons. The record is from RefSeq and is a predicted model, not a curated record. Lineage: Eukaryota; Fungi; Ascomycota; Sordariomycetes; Hypocreales; Hypocreaceae. Gene Ontology annotation, biological process: positive regulation of transcription by RNA polymerase II. Gene Ontology annotation, molecular function: zinc ion binding; transcription cis-regulatory region binding; DNA-binding transcription factor activity, RNA polymerase II-specific.